Zingiber officinale is the source of this 2144-nucleotide messenger RNA. RefSeq names its product E3 ubiquitin-protein ligase RNF14-like. The record is from RefSeq and is a predicted model, not a curated record. Gene Ontology annotation, molecular function: ubiquitin protein ligase activity; zinc ion binding; ubiquitin conjugating enzyme binding. Gene Ontology annotation, cellular component: cytoplasm; ubiquitin ligase complex. Gene Ontology annotation, biological process: protein polyubiquitination; positive regulation of proteasomal ubiquitin-dependent protein catabolic process; ubiquitin-dependent protein catabolic process. Bases 75 to 1919 code for a protein of 614 amino acids. Lineage: Eukaryota; Viridiplantae; Streptophyta; Magnoliopsida; Zingiberales; Zingiberaceae. The transcript has 7 exons.
CUAUCAUCCUCACGGCGACCGGCCCUGAAAUCCCGGUAUUUCCUCCGCCGCCGCGCAAUUACGGAGCUUCGCCAAUGUCUUCUUCCUCUGCCGUGACCUUGGUCCCAAGACGGCGUAAGGAAGAGGCAUCUUUGCUCUCAUCGCCGCCCCAAAUCUCUAAUUCCACCCAAAAUCCCGUCGUUCCCCUCCCAGAAGCAACAAUCGUCGCCGGAUCUGACCAAGAAAAGAGAACAGGAGAGUUCGAAGACCGAUCCCUAUCGUUCGAGAUCGGUGGUUCCAAUCCUGAUGUUCUCGAAGGCCUCGAAGAAGCCAUGCGGAGGUUGUGGGAGCUGAGGAUUAGUGAGCAAGAAUCGAAGCUGUCGGAGGAAGAUAUAAUACUUAAUGACCAGAUGCAAGAGGAUGAGGUGUUGGCUCUGGAAGCAAUAUAUGGGGACAAUGUUAUUAUCUUAGAUAGAAAAGAUGGUUUAAGAUGCUUCCAGAUCCAUGUACUUUAUGAACUUCCCAAUGACAUCAAAGUGUCUAUGGAGCUCCAUUCUUCUACCACAAAGGUAAACUAUGGAUCACGAAGUCUAACUGGGAGGACUGAGAACAAUGAUUCUCCUGAAUUUGUGUACACUUACAAUGUCCAAUAUUUGCCACCUCUGCUGUUGACUUGUUUAUUACCUAAAUCAUAUCCUAGCCAUCAUCCUCCCUACUUCACCAUCAUGGUUGAUUGGUUGGACUCCCAGAAAAUUGCAAAUCUUUGUCAGAAGAUGGAUGCCAUAUGGAUGGAGCAACCAGGGCAAGAAAUUAUGUAUCAGUGGGUAGAUUGGUUGCAAAACUGUUCUCUUUCGUACCUUGGGUUUGAUGAUGGUAUUGUGUUAGGUCAAUGUAAUAUGCCAGAUUCUAAAGAUAAACGUGCCAUUUCUGGAAAUGUCCGACCUGAGUUGAUAAUUUCUUCUAUGAUUGGCUAUGAUAAGAAGAAAUGCAAUCAAUCUUUUCUUAGCAAUCUUCAUCAAUGCGUUAUCUGCUUUAAUGAGUGUGCAGGUACAAGUUUUAUCAAACUUCCUUGUCAACAUUUCUUUUGCUGCAAGUGCAUGGAAACUUAUUGCAGCAUGCAUGUGAAGGAGGGUACUGUAACCAAGAUGCUGUGUCCUGAUGCAAAAUGUGGAGGUAUUUUUCCUCCAGGUUUGUUGAAACAAUUGCUUGGAACUGAAGCCUAUGAACGUUGGGAAUCAUUGAUGUUGCAGAAGACAUUGGACUCUAUGACAGAUGUAGUCUAUUGUCCUCGAUGUGAGACUGCAUGCUUGGAAGAUGAGGAGCAUGAUGCUCAGUGUUCAAAAUGUUUCUUCAGCUUUUGCUCUCUUUGCAGAGAACGGCGUCAUGUUGGAGUGGAAUGCAUGACACCAGAAGCAAAGCUACAAAUUCUACAGGCACGCCAGAACUCAUCCCAUCUUACAGGAAGCCAAUUACAGAAGGAGCGUGAGAUGAUAAAUGAGAUCCUCAGUGUUAGGGAAGCCCUUCGUGAUGCUAAACAAUGCCCAACUUGCAAGAUGGCAAUCUCUAAGACCGAAGGAUGCAAUAAGAUGGUGUGCCAGAACUGUGGGCAAUAUUUCUGCUACCGCUGUAACAAGGCAAUUGACGGCUAUGACCAUUUCAGAGGAGCAUGUGAAUUGUUUCCGCAAGAGGAGAUUGAACGAUGGGAGAUGCAUAUGAACGUGAGGCAGGUGGUGGGUCAGAUACAAGCUGAACUAUUGGUAAAUCAAAACGGUCAUCCGUGUCCAACAUGUCGUCAAGCUAAUGCAAAGGUGGGUAAUAACAAUCACAUCUUCUGCUGGGCUUGCCAAAAUCAUUUCUGCGCUUUGUGCCGAAAACCUGUGAAGAGAAGUGCUGAGCAUUUCGGACCCAAAGGUUGCAAACAACACACUGCAGAUCCUUGACGCCAGUGCAAUUGUUAAAGGAAUCUAAUCCAUACAAUGCAAUUUCACCCAGCCAAAUAAUUGAGAGAGGGCACUGAGUAUACCAGAUGAAGGGAAUUGAGACGGAAAACAAUCUACUGUGUGCAAUGUAAAUUUAGUGUAUCGGAGUGUUUUGUUUAUUGUUAUAUUGUAAUUGGAUUUCAGAAUAAUAAAAAGAUAGUGGAAUCAGUGUGUGGAAUUCGUUGA